AAUGAAGAAGGCCAACAGAAAGAAAGGUUCCGAAAUAGACGAUGUCCUUGGACGAAAUUUGUUAAUGGACGAUCUCGAAAGUUUAGAUAAUCGGGACAACGAAAUGCGUAGACCCCGAUUGGGGAAGUUGUCUAGAGGAUCGAAGGAUGCUUAUUUAGAAGACUAUGACUUUGAACCUCGUUAUCGAACCCCACAAACUCCUGCUAGACAUAAAAGGGCCAGAUCGGGUGUUUGGGAGAGAAGCAUGAUGAGCACAGACAGUUUAGUCAAUUCGUUGUCCGGUAGUCGAAAAAUAACUGUUUCGGCCCCGGACCUUGUCCAUUUGGGGGUUCAACUAACUCCCGCCCAACGCCAAGCUAUCAAUAGAUCAACUACUUUGGCCCUUCUCCGCGCCACAUCACGGGCAAAUUCUAAGGGAAAAAUUCAUAGCAUUCGCUGUUAG
Dimorphilus gyrociliatus is the source of this 442-nucleotide messenger RNA. Lineage: Eukaryota; Metazoa; Annelida; Polychaeta; Dinophilidae. The record is from the annotation of a GenBank genome assembly.